AAAGCGGUAGCGGCGCGGCGCGGCUCCCCAGUGCCGUGCUGCCGCGGAGCGCGGCGGAGGCAGCGCCGGCCAGGGCGGGCGGGAGCGGCCGGACUCCCCCCCCCUCCCGCGCCUUCCCCGGCCCAUCCCGCCCCGCCGCCCCGGCUCCUCCGGGCUGCAUGAAGGCGGGCGGGAGAGCCGGGCAUCGCCCGGGCGGCGGCAGCACCAUGGUCCGGCCGGGCAGGCUGCUGCGGCUCCUGACUCUGCUGAAGUUGCCCUGCUGCCUGCUGGAGUUGCUGCUCUGGGAGGCGGCCCGGGGGCAGGAGAUGUACGCGCCCCACUCCAUCCGGCUGGAGGGGGACAUCACCCUGGGCGGCCUCUUCCCCGUCCACGCCAAGGGCCCCCCGGGCGUGCCCUGCGGGGACAUCAAGAAGGAGAACGGCAUCCACAGGCUGGAGGCGAUGCUCUACGCUCUGGACCAGAUCAACAGCGACCCGGACCUGCUGCCCAAUGUCACGCUGGGCGCACGCAUCCUGGACACCUGCUCCCGAGACACCUACGCGCUGGAGCAGUCCCUCACCUUCGUCCAGGCUCUCAUCCAGAAGGACACCUCCGACGUGAGGUGCACCAACGGGGAGCCCCCCGUCUUCGUCAAGCCGGAGAAAGUAGUUGGAGUGAUCGGGGCGUCGGGAAGUUCCGUGUCCAUUAUGGUGGCCAACAUCCUCCGGCUCUUCCAGAUCCCACAAAUCAGUUAUGCCUCAACUGCACCAGAGUUGAGUGAUGACAGGCGCUAUGAUUUCUUCUCACGUGUGGUUCCUCCAGAUUCCUUCCAAGCACAAGCAAUGGUGGACAUUGUGAAAGCUUUGGGAUGGAAUUAUGUGUCCACUUUGGCAUCUGAAGGGAAUUAUGGAGAAAAAGGAGUCGAGUCCUUCAUGCAAAUUUCCAGAGAGGCAGGUGGGCUCUGCAUUGCUCAGUCCCUGAAAAUCCCCCAGGAUCGCAAGGACAAGACCAUCGACUUCGAUAAAAUUAUCAAGCAGCUCCUAGAAACUCCCAACGCCAGGGCCAUCGUUAUCUUUGCCAAUGAUGAGGACAUAAAGCAAAUCCUUGCAGCCGCCAAGAGGGCAGAUCAAGUGGGUCAUUUCCUAUGGGUGGGCUCAGACACGUGGGGCUCCAAGGUGAGCCCCUUACUUCAGCAGGAGGAUGUCGCCGAGGGAGCCAUCACCAUCCUGCCCAAGCGAGCGACCAUCGAGGGGUUCGAUGCCUAUUUUACCUCCCGCACCCUGGAGAACAACAGAAGGAACGUGUGGUUUGCAGAGUACUGGGAGGAGAACUUCAACUGCAAGUUAACCAUCAGCGGGUCAAAGAAGGAAGACACAGACCGUAAAUGCACAGGACAGGAGCGAAUUGGCAAAGACUCCCACUACGAGCAGGAGGGGAAGGUCCAGUUUGUGAUCGAUGCCGUGUACGCCAUGGCCCACGCGCUCCACCACAUGAACAAGGACCUCUGUGCCGACUACCCCGGGGUCUGCCCCGAGAUGGAGCACGCGGGAGGCAAAAAGCUGCUCAAGUACAUCCGCAGCGUUAACUUCAAUGGCAGUGCUGGCACUCCAGUGAUGUUCAACAAAAACGGUGAUGCACCAGGGCGCUACGACAUCUUCCAGUAUCACACCACCAACACCAGCACGCCGGGCUACCGCCUCAUAGGCCAGUGGACAGAUGACCUCCAGCUCAACAUCGACGAAAUGCAGUGGGGCAAAGGAGUGCGUGAAGUCCCGUCCUCGGUCUGCAGCCUGCCUUGCAAGCCGGGAGAGAGGAAGAAGAUGGUGAAGGGGAUGCCGUGCUGCUGGCACUGCGAGCUCUGCGACGGCUAUCAGUACCAGGCCGACGAGGUGACCUGUCUGCUCUGCUCAUACAACGAGCGGCCCAACGAGAACCGAACAGGAUGCCGUUCCAUACCCAUUGUCAAGCUGGAGUGGCACUCGCCCUGGGCUGUGAUACCCGUCUUCUUGGCUAUGCUGGGAAUUAUUGCCACCAUUUUUGUCAUGGCAACGUUCAUCAGAUAUAACGAUACUCCCAUUGUCCGGGCUUCGGGGAGGGAACUCAGCUACGUCCUGUUAACAGGGAUAUUUCUGUGCUACAUCAUCACAUUUCUGAUGAUCGCCAAACCAAACGUUGCCGUGUGCUCCUUCCGGCGUAUCUUCUUGGGCUUGGGGAUGUGCAUCAGCUAUGCAGCCCUCUUAACUAAAACAAACCGCAUCUACCGCAUAUUUGAACAGGGCAAAAAGUCAGUGACAGCACCUAGGCUUAUAAGCCCCACGUCACAGCUGGCGAUCACCUCGAGUUUGAUAUCUGUUCAGCUUCUAGGUGUCUUUAUUUGGUUUGCCGUUGACCCACCCAACAUCAUCAUAGAUUAUGAUGAGCAGAAAACUAUGAACCCUGACCAAGCCAGAGGAGUUCUCAAAUGUGACAUUACGGAUCUACAAAUCAUUUGUUCCUUGGGUUAUAGCAUUCUUCUAAUGGUUACGUGUACUGUGUAUGCCAUCAAGACUCGGGGUGUCCCAGAGAAUUUUAAUGAAGCUAAACCCAUUGGAUUCACUAUGUACACUACCUGUAUAGUAUGGCUUGCCUUCAUUCCAAUAUUUUUUGGCACUGCCCAGUCAGCCGAAAAGCUCUACAUACAAACUACCACACUUACAAUAUCCAUGAACUUAAGUGCUUCAGUGGCCCUGGGGAUGCUUUACAUGCCGAAGGUGUACAUCAUCAUCUUCCACCCUGAGCUAAACGUCCAGAAACGGAAACGCAGCUUCAAGGCUGUGGUGACAGCAGCGACCAUGUCGUCACGGCUCUCGCACAAACCCAGCGACCGGCCCAAUGGCGAAGCCAAAACGGAGCUGUGUGAGAACGUAGACCCAAACAACUGCAUACCACCAGUAAGAAAGAGUGUUCAAAAAUCUGUUACUUGGUACACUCUUCCACCUACUGUAUAGCUUUUGCCUGCUUUCCAAAAAGGCCCUGCUGCAAAAAAGAAGUACGUCAGCUAUAACAACCUGGUGAUCUAGUCCGUUUUGCUGCGUGGGGCGGAGGACGGGUGAGGAUUUUCAUCCCCGGCGGGCGCAGCCCUCCUCCCGAGCCCCCGGGUGUCACCUCGGCGGGGGCGAGGGCACGGCCGCGCCGCGGGGAAGCGCCAGCGGAGCCCCGCGCUCCCGACGGCGGCUCCAUGGAAUAUCCUUCAUCGCUCUCGGCUUAAUGCGUGGCUGGCACUGCCGUCGGCCGUGGCCUUGGACCUGCUCCGGCUGGCGGAGCCGCCAUGCCCGCGCGCCCGGCUGUGGCGCGGGAGGACGGGCUCCCCGCGGCGGGCUGCCCGCGGCUACAAGGACUCUAAGGGGCUAAUUCUGUCUUUCUAUGUACUUCCAGACUGCAAGUUUUUGAACUUUCUGUACAGUUUGUGAGGAUUUUUGCAUAUUGCCAUCCAUGUUGUUUCGAGUUCACUGUUUGUUUUUUGAAUGCACAGUUUCAUUGAGGGCCUAUUCUCACAUUAAAAUAACCCACACCGACAACUAAGGAUUUAAAAGACCUAUGUACAUGACCUGUAUGAUUACUAUUGUAUCACCGCAAUCCAUAUACGUUAUUUUUUUUUUUAACUAAACAAACAAAAAAAGAAUUUAAAGACCAAAAACUGUGCUGGCGAAGUUAGUCCCCCCCCUUCACAACUCCGAUGGGCUGCAGAGGAAGCAGAAAGGAUUUUUGCCGAGUUUUAGUAGAGGUCUUGAUAUUUGGAAUGCAUGCCAGUAAUGUAUUUUAUGGUACAUGUUAAUAAUUUAUGUUUGAUAUUUGUAUUUGUGUUCUAUUUUGUUAUUUUAUUUAAGGUAUAUGACUAUUUUGCAAUAAUUUCAAUAAUUCUUAUGAUAUUUGGAGGAAAGAAUAUGGCUUUUACAUGUCUUGAGGUUUUUUUUCUUUGUUGAUGCCCCACCAUGAUUGACCAGUGUGAUAAGGACUUAAAAAAGCAUGUAUGUUUUAUACUGUUUGUAAUAAGUAAUUUCGUUAAUCUUGCUGCUUAUGUGCCAAUUUAGUGAGACCAAUCUUUGCCGCAGACUCCUCCCUUCCUUUCCAUUCUCUCGAUCCUGUGAUAUUAUCCAAGAAUGUAUCAAUAAAGGAUUUUGGUUAA
Molecule: messenger RNA, 4144 nt
Organism: Chroicocephalus ridibundus (black-headed gull)
Lineage: Eukaryota; Metazoa; Chordata; Aves; Charadriiformes; Laridae
Gene: GRM7
Product: glutamate metabotropic receptor 7
Exons: 11
Coding region: 159-2966 (935 amino acids)
Biological process (GO): regulation of synaptic transmission, glutamatergic; G protein-coupled glutamate receptor signaling pathway
Cellular component (GO): plasma membrane
Molecular function (GO): group III metabotropic glutamate receptor activity
Source: RefSeq, a predicted model, not a curated record